AGAGAUCCGGGCUACGCCACCAUCCGUGCACUAGACACACCACUCCACGAACAUACAUCAACACUUGCAGAAACACCCUCAUGUUUGUCCCACACACACCAAGCCAGUGACUCAUGGCUCCAGACAUCCCAAACAAGCACACAAUAUCCCUUAGAUAGCAGUAGGCUUCACCGGAGAUUAAGUCUUCCAGAAGAGCAGCCAUCUGCAAUCCCAGACCCGGCAUGUACAACAAGUCUGCAGCAGCCAGCUCCACAGACCAGCAGGAUUGUUAUCACAACAAAGUAUGCAGAUCCCUUAAGCUCGUUUGUUAAAGAAGUGGAUGUAGGCAAUACAGUUAUUUGUUAUGUUCCUCGCAAUGUUGUAUUCAAUGAACCUCCAAACUUAUUUAGUACUCAGAAAACUAUUAUUAAUUCAAUGUGUUACCAAACCGACGUCAACUUUUCUAUGGCUCUUCUGUGUAAGCCACAGCAGCUCCCGGAAAAUUGUCUCACAGUUUGGACUGUUGAUGACCGAAUCAGACGACAUGCGAUGUGGAGUAGCCCGGAGUUCUUAUAUUCAAGAAAUGAAGAGCCCAAGAUGAGUAUGAAGACACCCUGGUUUCUAGGGAAAAGUGUUAUGCGUGAGCGACCAGACGGGCGCCUGUCAUACCCUACUUCAAGAGGACCUGUCAGUGUGUCAGGGGUGUAUCAGCCCACAAAAUCAGGUUUCAAAAAGUACCAGGGGAGGGUGCCAUCCAUAGUAGCCCUCCUGACCAGCCAUGCUAAGAGUCACCAUAAACUUGCUCAAAAGAAUGUUAGGCAACAUGAUGUUGAGUUUCCUAUGCCAAAGAUCUUCCAGACCAGCCAUUCUGGGAUGGAGAAGGAAUUCUGGCAGCAGAAAAGGUUUACCCCUGUAUCUCAAGAGAUACAUAAAGCUAUGGCAAGAGAAGGCAGACAGUGGCAGUACGAUCCAUAUUCGUUGAGAAGUCAGUCACGGGAGGAAACUGUGAAUCCAGUUUUACUGAAAAUGGAUAACAUAAACAAGGGGAAGAAACUGGGUUUUAGUUAUCAUCUGGAUCCCCCAACAGGGUUGUAUCAAAUGAAUCGCUCCUCAAUGCUUAAUCUUCCACCACCGCCACAGAUGCCUCUACCACCUGUUCCUGAGAUUGAUGACCCUGCUGUGCCUGGUCCAUCGACGAGACGUGAUUCAUAUCCAUCAAGGCCAGGAAGACCACCUGUUCCGUGGAAGGAUCUACCAGAGCCAAGUAGAAUGUCAGGAAGAUAUUAUGAGAUGUCUAAACCUGUUCCAUACAGGGCACAGAGACUGUCAGAGUCUGUAACUUUCAUAAAUCCAUACACGCAAAGACCAGAUGGCGAAUUUUCCUCAGUGGAGGAUAGGGCAAGUCACUCAGUUUUAACCCCACACUCAGAGAGACAAAGGAGGGAAUCGACCACUCUCUUUUUUCCAGAAGAAGUCAUCAAGCCUCAUCAUUUAAACACACAGAAACUUUCUGCUGUGUUAGUUUUGUCUAUGUUUGUUGUUGCUCUCUUGAUAUUCUAUUUAGUUUAUUUUAUUUAGUAUUUCAUUUUCUUGGUUGUACUUUUUCUUUUGUUAAAAUUACUCCUUUUUUGUAGUUUUCAGUUACUGCAUUGAUUAGAUAAAAUCAGAGCUGUUGUGAAGGAGCUUAUAUAGACUGUGCUGUAGCUUACAUGACGAAAUAUAUGUGUUUAAGUGGAUGAAAGCAGAUUACUUGUUGCAAAGAUCAUGUCAGGAAUAAAAUUAUAUUACUAUGAAUGAUAUUCUGUUUUCAACUCACUAAAACAUGACUGCUAUGCAUACUGUACAUCUUUAAUAUGUAGUGAAGUGUUGUCCUACAUAGUUUACUGCUAUCACCCAAGAUGUGCUCAUGCAAAUGUAGUUAUUGCAUGUUGUAUUGUACUCUAUACUUGAUAGUUCUAGUAUCCUACUCCAUGUGUCUCCUAUAAUUAGUUUCCAUAUAUUGUUAAUUCAUAUAAUACAGAGUGUUGCUUCAUGCAUUAGGAUGUGUUGUUUUGAUAUUUAUAGGUUAUAUGCAUAGUUUAAUUAAUGUUUAUAUAUUUUCUUGAUGCUUGAUUAAAUAAAAAUUUGCUUGAAA
Molecule: messenger RNA, 2113 nt
Organism: Penaeus chinensis
Lineage: Eukaryota; Metazoa; Arthropoda; Malacostraca; Decapoda; Penaeidae
Exons: 1
Source: RefSeq, a predicted model, not a curated record